UCUUCUUCAUCACUCAAAUCUCCAUUUGAGUUCGAUCUUUUAGGAUUUAAAGGGACUUUGCAGUUUGCAGACAGUUUCUUCUUCAUAGUGAUCACUCUUACGCUUUCUGUAGAUAAAAAUCAAGUUUUUGGUUAAUCAAUCAGUCUUUAGUUUCAGCGAUGGCUGAAGAGUUCAAGGAUCAGGCUAAUUUGAACGUGGAGGGAGGCGAAGGGGAGGUGAGGAAUCGGGGGUUGUUUGACUUCGUCCACAAGAAGAAAGAGGAAGAAGAAGAGAAAAAGCCACAGCAGGAGGAGGAGGUUCUGGUCAGCGGCGUCGAGAAGAUUCACAUAGAGGACGGCCACAAGGUAGAAGACAAGAAGAAAGAAGGGGAGAAGAACCACGGGCUUCUUGAAAAGCUCCACCGAUCUCACAGCUCCAGCUCUUCUAGCUCAUCGAGCGAUGAAGAAGAGGAAGUUGAAGGGGAGGGAGGAAUUAAGCAGAAGAUUAAGAAGAAGAAGCAGGGUUUGAAGGAGAAGCUGCACGGAAGAGAGAAAAAAGAGAAGGAAGAAGAGAAGAAAGAGCCUGCGUUUGUACCAGCUGCCGCUGAGGAAACGCCGGCGGUCGUGGUGGAGAAAGUAGAUGUGUUCGAGGAAGCUGCCCCACCGCCGGAAGCGGAGAAGAAGGGGUUCCUCGAUAAGAUAAAAGAAAAGCUUCCAGGACACGGCAAGAAAGCCGCCGAAGAGAGCGGCGCUGUCCCGCCACCGCCAUUGCCGGUUGUUGAGGUCCCCGCCGAGCAUGUCAAGGAACAUGAGGUGGUGGAGGGGACGGAAGGGAAGGAAAAGAAGGGUUUUUUGGGGAAGAUAAUCGAGAAGCUGCCAGGGUAUCAUAAGAACGCAGGGGAGGAGCCUGAGAAGAGUCCUGGUAGUCAUUGAGGUCCGGUUGUAUGGAAGAUUUGAUGAUUUUACUUGUUUUGUGUUAUGUUUCUGUAUUAGUGGUUAUUAUUUUGUGUAUUUUGGUUGCUGUGGUUUGAGUAUUGAUGUUGUUGAUGUUGAUGAUGAUGAUGAUUAUAUGUUUUGAUUUUUAUGUGUGAAAUAUAUAUAUUUGUUCUUUGUGA
This is a messenger RNA of Dendrobium catenatum, 1093 nucleotides long. Its product is annotated as dehydrin DHN1. The record is from RefSeq and is a predicted model, not a curated record. The transcript has 2 exons. The coding region runs from base 159 to 911 and encodes 250 amino acids. Lineage: Eukaryota; Viridiplantae; Streptophyta; Magnoliopsida; Asparagales; Orchidaceae. Gene Ontology annotation, biological process: response to water. Gene Ontology annotation, cellular component: membrane.